CAAGUAGGACAUAAUAUGCCCACCAUGUGGGUACAGCGUCGUGUCUUUCAAGUCCCAAGAGCGAGAGAGAGAACGACACUCACAUGCUGUCCAUUUACUGGGGACAGGUGUUGUUGGCAGGUUGCGAUCUGCAGUCUAUUUCCAAUAUCGGUACUCGGUUUAAUACUGCCUGCAGUUCUCCAUUCGUAGUGCUUAAAAGAAAAAAAAACAAAAAAAAAUUUUAAAUACCAAGCAUAUAUUUUUGCAGUGUCGAAACGGAUCGGGAGAUUCACGCACUCAUACUUGAUGAAACUUACUCGGAAUCAUGAUCGAAAACACUUACUGCGAGUACGAAGAUUUAACGUACGACAAAGCUUGCGUCGCCGUCAAAACGAGCACCGAUUAUCCCGAAACUUGGCUCUACUCCCUGUCCUCCGAUUGCCACUUGUGUCCAUACACGCGAAUCGGUCAGAUAACGUACGCUCAAAAUCAGAGCUUCACAUUUCACACUGAGAGAUCUUUGACAUGGAGGGUACGAAGCAACGGCGUCGAGGAAUAUGUUCCGGCAUCAAAUACGAGCGACAUAAUCUGCAGUUUAACACCGAAUUUGGGACAAUUCGGUGUAUACGAAUUAAACGUUGACAAUGGAAGCUGCAUUCUCAGCAUCGUGAAGGAUCCCUCGAGUUUGUACAUGCCUCUCCUCGCUGUGUUUCUCGUAACACUCUGUCUACUGGCCGGAUGCACUUUAUUAAGAACCGGAAUAAACAGUUUGAGAAAAAAAUUUAGGGUCCGAAAUCCGUGCAUAGGUGAUACGGAUCCGCAGGAAAAGGCUUUGGUAGUUAAACGGCGAGUAAGAUCCAUCGACACGUUCAGAGGAAUAAGUAUUCUAGCGAUGAUUUUCGUGAACGACGGUGCCGGAGGCUACUCGGUUUUGGAGCAUGCGACGUGGGACGGUUUGCUCGUCGGCGAUUUGGUUUUUCCAUGGUUCAUGUGGAUAAUGGGGGUGUGUUUGCCGAUAUCGGUGGGUUCGAAACUAUCGCGACAAGUUUGCCGUUUCACCAUGUGUCGGGGAGUCGUCAAGCGCAGCGUAAUUUUGUUCCUCCUCGGAUUAUCACUGAACACCCUCGGCACGAACGCGCAAAUUGAAAACAUCCGGUUGUUCGGUGUUCUCCAGCGUUUCAGCGUCGUCUACCUUAUCGUCGCCCUGAUCCUGGUUCUGCUCAGUCGGAGAAGACGCAUCGAGCCCAAGAACCCGUUUCUCGAAGCCGUCAGCGACAUUUUCGUUCUUCUCCCUCAAUGGAUGCUGAUUUUAUGCCUCGUCGCUGCCCACUCGGCGAUAACUUUUCGCUUGCCGGUCGUCGGCUGCCCAACAGGGUAUCUUGGACCUGGGGGACGUCACGACGAUGGCAAAUAUCCCGAUUGCGUCGGCGGCGCGGCCGGGUAUGUAGAUCGAAAAAUACUGGGAACACGGCAUAUUUACCAGUAUCCAACAGCCAACACGGUUUAUGGAUCGGGUCCGUUCGAUCCCGAGGGAAUACUGGGUUGUCUAAGCUCGGUGUUUCAGGUAUUUCUCGGUGUUCAGGCUGGUAUGAUAUUGAAAUACUACACGAGUUGGAAGGACCGAGUUUGCAGGUGGAUCGGAUGGGCCUUAAUUUGCGGGGGCCUCGGUCUCUCGUUGCACUUUACUAACAUUGUACCAAUGAACAAAAAUUUAUGGUCAAUGUCUUUCGUGCUCGUUACGACGAGCCUCGCGUUUCUGUUACUGACGAUUUGUUACGUCUUGGUAGACGUGACGGAAUAUUGGCGAGGCGGACCGUUCAGGAUACCCGGAAUGAACGCGUUGGCGAUGUACGUUGGUCAUCAGCUCUGUUAUCAAAUAUUUCCGUUCCACUGGGCUUACGGUGAAAUGAAUACUCAUACCUGGCGUCUGAUCGAAACGAUAUGGGGCGUCGGGCUUUGGACUGCGAUCGCCUACCUUCUCCACGCCAGGAAAAUAUACCUGGCAUUAUGAGACGCGUUCUUUUUUUCCCGAUCAACAUCCAUCCGCUUUGCCAUUUUAUCCCGACACGAUUUACGUUUCGCUUCGUGUCGCGGUAUAAAACGCGAGCGCACUUUUAUACCUGAUAACACUGUUGGCUACAAAUACACGAUUAUGUGACUAAAUAAAUAAUCUUACAAUAUA
This is a messenger RNA of Neodiprion virginianus, 2161 nucleotides long. Its product is annotated as heparan-alpha-glucosaminide N-acetyltransferase-like. Lineage: Eukaryota; Metazoa; Arthropoda; Insecta; Hymenoptera; Diprionidae. The record is from RefSeq and is a predicted model, not a curated record. Bases 305 to 1990 code for a protein of 561 amino acids. The transcript is spliced from 12 exons.